AUGAUAGAGUCGGUGUUCAUUACAGAUUCCAAUUAUGGGUUGGCGUUUGAAUACUUGUCGAGCUUAACGUCGCCGAGUUUCAGGUCCGUCAAGGAAAUCAUCUCCGCGCAGCCCCAAGGUUCAUUCAAUUCAUCUACACUCCCCAAGAGAGUGGAUAAGAAGGAACAACAUAUAAAUGACAGUAUCAUAGGCAUUGGACGAGAGUAUACUCUUUGUCGUAGGAACUAUGGUAAUACAUUGUAUGUAUUUGUUGUUUUCUGCGAGAAAGAUGCCUUAAAUCCCGUGUUACCGUUUGCCUUUAUUGAUAGUUUGGGUCAGGUAUUGGAAGAGUACUUUGAGGUGCCCGUUACAGUGGCUAAAUUAGAUGGUCAUUUAGAUACUUUGACGUUAUUACUCAACGAGAUGCUUUCAUCCAGUGGGAUACCUUAUAAUACAGAUUUCAAUAGAUUGAGAGAUCAUGUAUCUCACAGGAGUCUCCUUUCCAAGUUUUUGGCUACCUCCAACGAUCUUGCCAAUGCUGCCACGAGUGGUCAAUUGAGUUCCUUAAGUACACCAACGAGUGUUUCUCGAAUGACUUCCGGUGGUGGCAGUUCUUCUUCUCAGGUUAUAUCAACCAAAUCUACAGAUAUAUCUGUGAACUCAAUCCCCUGGCGACGGUCUAAUGUCAAGUACACCAAUAAUGAAAUGUAUGUGGAUGUCAUGGAGACUAUUAAUGUCAUAUUUCAAGUUAGUUCUAGAAGCUUGGAUAAGAAUAACAAUAAGACUACUACUAAAAAUGCCGUAUUAUCCAAUUUAAAGGCAUUUGAUCUGGCCUUUUAUUCCACUUCUACCUCUGGUUCGGCUUUAAGAUCUUCAUCACAAUCUUUGGUCCCUAUAACUGCCACUAUAGAUGGUCAAAUCCAAUUUUUAUCUCAUCUUACAGGGGUCCCCCUUUUACAAAUGGUUUUACAUUCAGAUAGACUGAAUUUUAGUCUGCCAGCAUUCCAUAGAUGUGUUGAGGUUAAAGAAUGGAUCAGGUCUCCUGGGUUAUUGAGGUUUAUACCUCCCGAUGGUAAGUCUACGCUUAUGAAAUAUCAAGUGGAUAUAAUAGAUAAAUGGAGGAAGGAUAAAAAGAAUAGUGAUUUGUUUGGUCUUAUUAAUGUUGGAUUUGAAACUGGCUUGGGGCCUUCACAGAAUGAAUUUGAAAUAAGAUUAUUCAUCAAUGGAACUAAAGGAGUCAAGAAUUUGGAAGAAUUAGUGGUGGAUAUAGAAUAUGGUGAUAACUUUAAUAGGAACUCAGAAGAUGGACGAAGUUCAUCUCCAGAGACGGAAUCCGACGAUGAAGAUUAUGGAUUAGAUAAAGACCUCAAUGAUGAUGGUGAAAAUGAUACUGCCAAUAUCAAUUGUGGGAAUGGGAAUGGGAAUGAAGACAUUAUUAUCAAAUCACUUCGAGUUACUCAUGGAGAUUUUACUAUAGAAGGUAACAAUAGAGGACAUUGGAAUUUAAGAUCAGUGGCUACUGGAACACAACCGAUAUUUCGAGGGUCAUUAAUCACAAAUAGAGUUGGUGGUGGUGAUGAUUUCAGAUCAAUUUCUAACCUGCCAAGUGUGAUUGAUGUUGACUUGGUGGAUACGGGUAAUCCUAAUAGCACUACUACUCGGGAGGAGAAAAUCUCACUAGAGCCAUUAUUUAUUCGGUUAUCCUAUUCACAUAAAGGGUGUGUACCUAGUGGUACUAAAGUUGAUAGCUUAAAGAUAGUCAGUGCCAAAGGACUUGGAGACACAGUCAAACCGUUCAAAGGAGUCAAAUAUAUUACCACCACAGGUAAUUAUAUUGUUCGAACCUGA
Molecule: messenger RNA, 1827 nt
Organism: Lizanozyma spartinae
Lineage: Eukaryota; Fungi; Ascomycota; Pichiomycetes; Serinales; Debaryomycetaceae
Gene: APM3
Exons: 1
Coding region: 1-1827 (608 amino acids)
Biological process (GO): endocytosis
Cellular component (GO): cytoplasmic vesicle
Source: RefSeq, a predicted model, not a curated record